GGUUUCCUCCAGAGCCGCAGGAUAUGAGCAAUGUCUUCGGCGUAACAUGGCGCACGACAUGCCUGGGGCUUCGUUCCCCAAGCUUGCACCCGCCAAAUCUAGCAGCGCCAUUCUGCCCACUUGGUCGACAAAUCUCUCCGGCAUGGAGCCUCGAUAGCACCCCGCGACGGCUGCUUAGCUCCAAGAGAUUGUCCACGAUUUUACUUCCAGAUACAAGAGUCUCAGCUGACCGUCCCUGUUUUCCGAAUCGAAUCCGUCCCCGAAGCUUCCAGAGCUCCGCAGUCCUAUUAGCCAACAAGCCAACAAUUCCGCCGGUUGAAAAAGGAGUCAAGCUGCGCGAUGUCCCAUUCUCGAAGACGGAAAUUGACAAGAUAUUUGGAUCACGUAACAAAAUGUCUCCUGCCAUGGGGAACCGGGUGCUCUCGGUUCUUCAAGCCAGACGUCUUGCCGGUACACUCGACCUUGACCUGCCCGCCGAUAUCACACGUGCCACGCGCCCUUCUAUGAUAAAUGUUGGCCUAGAAUACCUCCGAAAGAACUAUCCCAUGGAUGAAGACGCCGCCAUUAUCGCCCGGAUCGAACGAGAGGAGCGGGAGUAUGAAGAGAAACUUGCGCGAGAGGCGGAGGAACUGGGUUUAUACAAACCGCAAAGUGGCACAUAUGGCGCGGAGCUGGGCGAGCAAAAUGAUCCGUCGGGAAGGAGUGUUCUGAAGGCAAUUCGUGAACGGAAUGAAAAAAGACUCCUUGCUGAGGCGGAGAAGAAACGACAGGAAUGGCUGGAGGGCGAAGAGAACUACCGCGAGAAGCUGAAGGAGCAUAUGGCAAAGAACACUGCGCUUCAGAAGAUCGAGGAUACGACUGCCUUAGAGGUCAAAGGACGGGCAGACCCGAGCCAGCGGCCACUCCUCGCGUGGAUACAGAAACACCAUCUCCGCGCAACAGACACUGAAACAGAUUUCUCAAAUUUGACGACAAGCAGCCGUUUGAUCCCCUCGCUCAUUUUUACUCUUAUGGUCCUUGCACUGUGCUAUGGGUUUGCCGUGACAUAUCAACCACCAGCUAAGGCAGACCGUAUGUGGCCGAGCCUACCACCAGCAGCCGCUACAGUGUCAGCUAUCAUCGGUUUAAAUGUGGGAAUAUUCGUUCUAUGGCGAGCCUGGCCACCGGCCUGGAGGCUCCUCAAUCGCUAUUUCAUCAGCGUGGCUGCUUAUCCGCGUGUAUUCGGCUUGGUUGGGAAUGUUUUUAGUCACCAGCAUUUAAUGCACCUCGGGAUCAACAUGUCCGUCCUCUGGUUUUUCGGCACUAAACUGCACGACGAAAUCGGCAGAGGCAACUUCCUAGCCCUAUACAUCGCUUCCGGCGUGUUCGGGUCCUUCGCCUCUCUGACAAUGCAUGUCCUACGAAACUCACUCUUUUUAACCUCCCUCGGAGCCAGUAGCGCGAUAGCAGGCGUCCUUGCCGCCUCGGCCCUAUUGCACCCAGGUGACAAAUGGACAAUCGCGUUCCUCCCACGCGAAUGGCAAGAAUCCCUCUCCGCUCCAGCCUGGAUGUUUUUCGCCGGUCUGGUCACCUUUGAUAUUGUUGGGGCCGUCAUGAAACGUCACGUGCCGAAGCUCGACUACUAUGCGCACUUGGGUGGAUAUUUGACUGGGGCGGUGUUUGCGCUUAAUUAUAGAGCGAGAGCGCGUAGGGAGCGAGAGAAGAACCGGGGAUGGCUGGACAGGGUUAUCUCGCGGUAG
Molecule: messenger RNA, 1739 nt
Organism: Aspergillus nidulans FGSC A4
Lineage: Eukaryota; Fungi; Ascomycota; Eurotiomycetes; Eurotiales; Aspergillaceae
Product: rhomboid protease PCP1
Exons: 5
Coding region: 24-1739 (571 amino acids)
Biological process (GO): protein maturation
Cellular component (GO): membrane
Molecular function (GO): serine-type endopeptidase activity
Source: RefSeq, a predicted model, not a curated record